AACUAUCUGGCUCAUGAAGUGAGAAAUAGCAAAUCAUUAAACAGUACUUAAAAACAGUGCUUGGAACACUGUAAGCACUCAAACGUCAUUUUCACAGAGGCCAAGACGCCAUUGCCCUUUUAAGGACGCCCCUCCCCACUUUUGCAGCUAAGCGGAAUAUCCGCUCAGGGAUCCGGAAGUGACCUCAGAGCCCCUCAGAAACAUGGCCCCGGAACGUUCUUCCGGAAGCGGUCAUAGGCAUCUCCGUGACGCACAGCGAUUUAAGAGCGUCCCGCAGGGUUUCCAUGGUGCAACCCUCAGCCCCGAGUCCUUCGGCUUUCUCUCGUUCCCGAGCGCACUGAACAAGGCAGGAGGCCAGUCGCUCUCGCGACACUGACGCUGCUUGGGGGAGGGGUGGGGAGAACAAGUGACGCUCUAGGCAAGUCCGUCUUCAUCUCUAUGGUGCCGAAUGCUCCUGCGCCCCGGUCCACCGCGUCGGGACGAACGUUGCCCCUUUAAUUGGCGGAGGGCGGUGCCGAGGAGGUCCCGCGAGAGCGGCGGGGGGCGGGGGGCGGUGCCGAGGCUGGGGGCCCGUGGCCGAUGGAGCCCGCGAUGGAGCCGGAGACUCUGGAGGCGCGAAUCAGUCGCACUAGCCCUCUCGUCUCCUCCAGACAGAGCCACAAACCCCCUGAACAAGGAGCUGAACUGGGCCAGCAUCAACGGCUUCUGUGAGCAGCUCAACGAGGACUUUGAGGGGCCUCCACUUGCCACCCGGCUGUUGGCCCACAAGAUCCAGUCCCCGCAGGAGUGGGAGGCAGUCCAGGCCCUGACGGUGCUGGAAACAUGCAUGAAGAGCUGCGGCAAGAGGUUCCACGACGAGGUGGGCAAGUUCCGCUUCCUCAAUGAGCUCAUCAAGGUCGUGUCUCCCAAGUACCUGGGCUCUCGGACAUCAGAGAAGGUGAAGAACAAGAUCCUGGAGCUUCUCUACAGCUGGACGAUCGGCCUCCCUGAGGAGGUGAAGAUUGCAGAGGCCUACCAGAUGCUGAAGAAGCAGGGGAUCGUGAAGGCCGACCCCAAGCUGCCAGAUGAUGCCGCCUUUCCCGUUCCUCCACCACGGCCGAAGAAUGUGAUCUUUGAAGAUGAGGAGAAAUCCAAGAUGCUGGCCCGCCUGCUGAAGAGCUCCCACCCUGAGGACCUCCGAGCAGCCAACAAACUCAUCAAGGAGAUGGUGCAGGAGGACCAGAAGCGAAUGGAGAAGAUCUCGAAGCGGGCGAGCGCCAUCGAGGAGGUGAACAACAACGUGAAGCUGCUGACGGAGAUGGUGAUGAACCACAGCCAGGGCGGCGCGGCGGCCCGAAGCAGUGAAGACCUCAUGAAGGAACUGUACCAGCGCUGUGAGCGCAUGCGGCCCACCCUAUUCCGACUGGCCAGUGACACGGAGGACAAUGAUGAGGCCUUAGCGGAGAUCCUGCAAGCCAACGACAACCUUACCCAGGUCAUCAACUUGUACAAGCAGCUGGUGCGGGGCGAGGAGGUCAACGGUGAUGCCACCACCGCCUCCAUCCCCGGGAGCACCUCGGCCCUUUUGGACCUCUCAGGGCUGGAUCUUCCUCCGACAGGCACCACCUACCCAGCCGUGCCCACCCGCCCUGGCAACCAGGCCAGCCUGGAGCAGCCCAGCACCUCGGUUUCCCUGCUGGAUGAUGAGCUCAUGUCUCUGGGCCUCGGCGACCCCACACCCCUCUCUGGCUUGGAUGGUGCUGGGUGGAACAGCUUCCAGUCGUCUGAUGGCAUGGAAGCCCCAGCCCCGACUCCAGCUCCCAGUGUGGACAGUGGGCCCCCAGCGCAGACAUCCCCGCCCGCGAGCAGUGGUCUGGAUGACCUUGACCUCCUGGGGAAGACCCUCCUGCAGCAGUCGCUGCCCCCGGAGUCGCAGCAAGUGCGGUGGGAGAAGCAGCAGCCAGCCCCCCGGCUCACACUCCGGGACCUGCAGAAUAAAAGCAGCUGCAGCUUGCCCAGCUCCAGUGCCACCGGCCUGCUCCACUCCGUGUCCCCUGAGCCCCCCGGGCCUCCGCAGCAGCCCACGCCCACCGAGCUCUCGCUGGCCAACAUCACUGUGCCUCUGGAGUCCAUCAAACCCAGCAGCAUCUUGCCAGUGACCGUGUAUGACCAGCAUGGCUUCCGGGUCCUCUUCCACUUCGCGCGAGACCCACUGCCUGGGCGCUCCGACGUGCUGGUGGUGGUGGUUUCCAUGCUGAGCACCGCCCCCCAGCCCAUCCGCAACAUCGUUUUCCAGUCAGCUGUCCCCAAGGUCAUGAAGGUGAAACUUCAGCCACCCUCAGGCACGGAGCUGCCAGCAUUUAACCCCAUCGUCCACCCCUCAGCCAUCACGCAGGUCCUGCUCCUUGCCAACCCCCAGAAGGAGAAGGUUCGCCUCCGCUACAAGCUCCUCUUCACCAUGGGCGACCAGACCUACAAUGAGAUGGGCGACGUGGACCAGUUCCCCCCACCAGAGACCUGGGGGAGCCUCUAGAACCGAGAGGGCUGGGGAGAGGAGGGGCCACAGGACUGGCUGCUGCCAAGCCUAGGUGGAGGCCGUGGUGGCCUGGGACACCCUGUGUUCCCAUGGCCAUAUUCCCCUGGGCCUGGUGCUUCUCCCUCACCUCUGCAGCCCCCGCCAUCCUUGCCCCCUCCCCUACGGAGCCAAACCCAGCAGGAGGCUGGGCCUGGGUUUGCACUGGUGGGGACCGUCAUCACAGGUGGGAGCCUGGAGCAGGGAGGGGCUGCACGGCCCCGGAAGGACUUGGGGUCGUGGGGGAGAAGCAUGGCUGUCGGGCAAGGGCCAGGGCCUCAGGCCUAGCCCAGACCCCAGCCUGGGGAGGGGUCCUCCCUGCCUGUCUCUUAUGCCUUAUGGGAAGGCCCAGCCAUAACUCGGGGCCGUGCUGGAGCCGGGACCAGCUCAGGCCUCCUCCAUAGGAACCGGGUGACUGUGGGGGUGACGCCUGCACCCCCAGCCCUUUGCACUCUUGGGUUUGUGGUUUGAUUCUCUUAGCUUUUCUCUCUGAGUGGCCCUGUGGUCACCGUCUCAGGGGGCCCAGUGCGGGGAGCCCCCCACCUGUUCCCCACUCCUCCUGGGGAUCUCACUCUACCUGCCUGGCCCCUUUGCUGUCAGGCCUCUGGGUGGGGAGACUAUGGGGGUCAUGUGACUGCUGGCCCAAAGGUAAUGCCCCAGGGGGUGGCCGCAGCAGGGGGCUCUGGGCUCCUGGCCAAGGGAGGUCCUACACUGGAGUUCUUGCGUGUCUCUUUCAUUCAUUGGGCUUUGUUCACCCAUCUAUCCAUGGGCAGAAGUGGGGUCGGUGUGUGAGUGAGAGCAGGAGUAUUUAUGGAAAUAAAACGUCCUUUUUUCCUGGA
This is a messenger RNA of Cervus elaphus (red deer), 3390 nucleotides long. It is a transcript of the gene GGA1, whose product is annotated as golgi associated, gamma adaptin ear containing, ARF binding protein 1. Lineage: Eukaryota; Metazoa; Chordata; Mammalia; Artiodactyla; Cervidae. The record is from RefSeq and is a predicted model, not a curated record. Gene Ontology annotation, cellular component: trans-Golgi network. Gene Ontology annotation, biological process: vesicle-mediated transport; intracellular protein transport. Gene Ontology annotation, molecular function: phosphatidylinositol binding; ubiquitin binding; small GTPase binding. The coding region runs from base 449 to 2512 and encodes 687 amino acids. The transcript has 17 exons.